This is a messenger RNA of Pollicipes pollicipes, 2145 nucleotides long. Its product is annotated as nuclear hormone receptor E75. Gene Ontology annotation, molecular function: RNA polymerase II cis-regulatory region sequence-specific DNA binding; nuclear receptor activity; zinc ion binding. Bases 1 to 2145 code for a protein of 714 amino acids. Lineage: Eukaryota; Metazoa; Arthropoda; Thecostraca; Pollicipedomorpha; Pollicipedidae. The transcript has 8 exons. The record is from RefSeq and is a predicted model, not a curated record. Gene Ontology annotation, biological process: negative regulation of transcription by RNA polymerase II; positive regulation of transcription by RNA polymerase II; hormone-mediated signaling pathway.
AUGUCGUGUCGGGCAGGUGCCGCAGCGGCCGGCGAUGUGGGCGUGGUGUCUUCAACUACGUUGAUGCGCCCGCCGCCACCGCCGCCGCCGCCACCUCCUCCGCCUCCGCCUCCGCCGCCGCCGCCGCCACCGUCAACGCAGCAGACGAUGCGGGCUCCGGCGGCGCCGGCCCGUCCACGCAUCCGGCAGAGCGGCUCCAUCAAACGGGAGCGGGUCGAGGAGCCGUCCAGCUCUAUACCUGACCUAGAUUUCGAUGGGACCACCGUGCUCUGCCAGGUGUGUGGAGACAAGGCAUCCGGCUUCCACUACGGCGUCCACUCCUGUGAAGGAUGCAAGGGGUUCUUCCGCCGCUCAAUUCAGCAGAAGAUCCAGUACAAGCCGUGCACCAAGAACCAAAACUGCUCCAUCCUGCGGAUAAACCGCAACCGGUGUCAGUACUGUCGGCUGAAGAAAUGCAUCACGGUCGGCAUGAGUCGCGACGCGGUCCGGUUCGGACGCGUGCCGAAGCGCGAGAAGGCCAAGAUCCUGGCGGCCAUGCAGUCGGUGAACCAGAAGUACCAGGAGCGCGCCUUUCUCUCUGAGCUGGAGGACGAUGGCAAGCUGGUCCGCAUCAUCGUGCAGGCGCACCUGGAGUCGUGCGACUUCACGUGGGCCAAGGUGGGCGCCAUGCUGCAGGCAGCGCGCCAGGCGCCCAGCUACAGCCACAAUACCUCCGGCUAUGCGUGCCCGCUGAGCCCGCGCAUCGUCGGCGUCGACGGGCGCUUGCGCGACUCGCAGCUGUUCGGGCCGCACAUCAAAGCCGUGGUGGACUUCGCCAAGCAGCUGCCCGGCUUCCUGCGCCUGCCCGAGGAGGACCGCGUCACUCUGCUCAAGUCGAGCGUGUUCGAGGUGCUGCUGGUCUGGCUCGCCUGCAUGUUUGACAGCAAGACGAAUACGGCGGCAUGCCUGAACGGUCAGCUGGUGCGACGGGACGCGUUCCCAGCCGGCUCGCAACCCAAAUUCCUGCUCGACUCCAUGUUCAGCUUCGCCCAACAGCUGAACGCGCUGCGCCUCAGCGACGCCGAGAUUGGCCUGUUCUGCGCAUGCGUGGUGCUGACCACCGAGCGGCCCGGCCUGCGCAACCUGGAGCUGAUCGGCCGCAUCCACCACAAGAUGGACGCUGCGCUGCGCGCGGUGCUGGCGCAGAACCAUCCGCAGACGCCCGACCUGUACGACCAGCUGGCGCGUAAGGUGCACGAUCUGAAGACGCUCAACACGCUGCACUCGGACAUGAUCCGCUCGCUGAAGGAGCCGGAGGAGCGGCAGCGGCCGGCCGAGGAGCGGCAGCGGCCGGCGGCGCCGGCCGGCUCGCCUGCCUGGCCGACCGACGCCGUGCGCGAGACGAACCACUCGCCGCACAGUCUCAGCUCCGGCUACGUGGGCAGCGAGGAGGGCAGCGUGCAGUCACCGGCCGGGCGGCACACCGACUCGUCGCCCUCGCCGGACGCGCCGGCCGGCGGCUCGGCGCCGUCGGCCAGCGGGCCGGCCAGCCCCUGCUCGUCGCCGCGCAGCCUGUUCGACGAGCGCGGCGGCGAGCCGUUCGUCAAGGCCGAGUCGGACGAGUACAUGCCGCUGCUGAAGCAGGCGCUCUCCAAGCCGAGCCUGGCCGUGGCGGACGCCGGCGGCCGCGCGCUCGUCGAGACAGCCUUCGUGCCGCACAAGAAGUUCCGCUGGAUGCGCCGCGAGAACGACGCCGAGCCGACCGAGUCGUCUGAUGAGAUGGGUGACGAGGAGAAGGCGUCGCGCACGCCCACGCUGAGCCGCAUCCUCGGCGCGCCGCCGCAGCGAGGCUGGAGUGCAGAGCAGAUCCGACAGCGCGAGGCUGUGGCGCACCUGCUGAGCAUGCACGCCGGGCUGGGCGGCGCGCCGGUGCCCCCGCCGCCUCCGCCACCGCCGCCGGCACCGGCGCCCGCGCCGGCCGGCUGUCGACGGCUGUGGCUGCGCACCAUAGGACCGCUGUCGCUGCGCACCAUAGGACUGCUGUCCCUGCGCACCAUAGGACCGCUGUCGCUUCGCGCCAUAGGACCGCUGUCCCUGCGCACCGUAGGACGGCUGUGGCUGCGCACCAUAGGACCGCCGUUGCUGCGCACUUCGAAUAGUCGAUAA